GGGCGGCGGCGGACCGCCCAGGCCGUCGAAGGGCUCGGGAGGCCCGUGGGCCAAGUUAGGCCGCGCGGCGCAGCCAUGCCUGGCUUUACGUGCUGCGUGCCGGGCUGCUACAACAACUCGCACCGGGACAAGGCGCUGCACUUCUACACGUUCCCCAAGGACGCUGAGCUGCGGCGGCUGUGGCUCAAGAACGUGUCCCGCGCCGGCGUCAGUGGGUGCUUCUCCACCUUCCAACCCACCACGGGCCACCGUCUCUGCAGCGUCCACUUCCAGGGCGGCCGCAAGACCUACACGGUGCGUGUCCCCACCAUCUUCCCGUUGCGUGGCGUCAAUGAGCGCAAAGUAGCGCGCAGACCUGCGGGAGCCGCAGCCGCCCGCCGCAGGCAGCAACAGCAACAGCAGCAGCAGCAGCCGCAGCCGCAGCCGCCGCCGCCGCCGCCAUCGCCAUCGCCGUCGGCCUCCACUGCCCAGACUGCCCAGCUGCAGCCGAAUCUGGUGUCUGCCUCGGCGGCCGUGCUCCUCACCCUUCAGGCCGCUGUGGACAGUAGCCAGGCUCCAGGAUCCGUACCCCCGGCACCCACCACUCCCACCGGAGAAGACGUGAAGCCCAUCGACCUGACGGUGCAAGUGGAGUUUGCAGCUGCAGAGGGCGCCGCAGCCGCCGCGUCGGAGCUGGAGGCUGCUACCGCAGGGCUGGAGGCCGCCGAAUGCCCUAUGGGUCCCCAGUUGGUGGUAGUGGGGGAAGAGGGCUUCCCUGAUAGUGGCUCCGACCACUCGUACUCGUUGUCGUCAGGCACCACGGAAGAGGAGCUCUUGCGCAAGCUGAAUGAGCAACGGGACAUCCUGGCGCUGAUGGAGGUGAAGAUGAAGGAGAUGAAGGGCAGCAUCCGCCACCUGCGUCUCACCGAGGCCAAGCUGCGUGAAGAGCUCCGGGAGAAGGAUCGGCUGCUGGCCAUGGCUGUCAUCCGCAAGAAGCAUGGAAUGUGAACGGGUUCCCCUGUGGCCUGUGGGACUCCUGGACCUUUGUCAGCCCAGGGGGACUUAAGGCUGCUGAUGAACUCCCCCAGACUCUUAGGGUACUGGUUGACAAUAAUGGGGCUUAAGGCAGCUGGACUCUUUUGCUGGUGACCUGGUACCUUUACUUGUUUCCUCCUGAAGCAGGUGUCUGGGGUCUCAGACUCUGUACUGGUGACACCAGCAAUUAUGACUUGGUCCUCCCCCCAGUUUACAUUGUGGAUUCUGGUUAAGCAGAGGCUUCAGAACCGCUGAACUUGAAACUUACCCCCUAGGGAUGCAGAUGGAAAUCCCAGGGACUGUGGGCUUGGGAAGACAAUACCUUGAGGUUGGCCAGCAAUCAGAGACAACUCUUCUGUGUGUGGCGAUAAGAGAUCCAAGUAACAUCAGUUCUCUUCCUCCUUUUCUUGCUUUUCCUUCCCAGAUGCAGCAGCCUGUGAUUUGGAUGGGGACUGGCACAUCUGUGCCUCUCUGACUCCUAGUACUUCCCUCCUCAAGAGGUGGUCUGUGAGGGGAUCUGGAUGACCUGCUUGCCAGAUCAGGGAGAGCCAGCUUGCCAGGGACUUAGGUUUAUCCUGUUAUGUUUGCUACUGGUUACAAAUUCUAUUUUCUGUACAAUUAGUCAGACUAAAGUUUUCACUGUGUUUGUUUGGUAAAACGAAUUAAACAGAAAGUAAGGUUUUUAUUUGAGUUUGUGGUUUUACUUUUAGGAAGACUAAGUGUCUCUGAACUAUAGGGAAAUAGGUCUCAGCCUUAGGUGUGAGGACCAGGCUGACCCUGAGAGUGGAGAUGCUUCAGUGAUCAGGCCCUAAGCAUAUAGACCCUGGCCCUCAUAAGAUUGGAGCCCUGGUGGUGCAGUGGUUAAGAGCU
This is a messenger RNA of Trichechus manatus latirostris (Florida manatee), 1884 nucleotides long. It is a transcript of the gene THAP11, whose product is annotated as THAP domain containing 11. Gene Ontology annotation, biological process: regulation of transcription by RNA polymerase II. NCBI's taxonomy places the organism in Eukaryota, Metazoa, Chordata, Mammalia, Sirenia, Trichechidae. Gene Ontology annotation, cellular component: nucleoplasm. The record is from RefSeq and is a predicted model, not a curated record. Gene Ontology annotation, molecular function: RNA polymerase II cis-regulatory region sequence-specific DNA binding. The coding region runs from base 76 to 987 and encodes 303 amino acids. The transcript has a single exon.